AUGCAAUCCUCGAUUCUCGUCCUUCUGGCUCUCAUCUCCGUCGCCGCUGCCUGCCCGGGACUGUUCGGCAUGGGAGGCGGAGGCUGCGGAUGCGGUGCUCCACCACCACCACCGUCCUGCGGAUGCGGAGGAAGAAAGAAGAGGUGAGCCAGUGACAAGGAAAUCCAGAGAAAACUCUGGACCUUCAGAUCGCUCCCGGAAAAGCCGACUUCCCCGGACUUUUUCGGAAUCGCCGGCGCCGACAACGAUACUCUGUGCAACACUCCGGAACUGAAGAAGAUCAUUCAGGAGGUGUCCCCGAACCUUAUUCCUCUGUAAUACAAACAAAUUCAGAACAUGCACACCUCGCCGACCGACUCCUCGAAGGCCAUCAACAGUGUGCUGGAAAGCAGACAGCUCAACCGAUUCGUCGUCGUUUGCUCGGAGGUUCUUUCUGAAAAACAACAUUUAAUUUGGUUUACAAAACGGAAAUCGUCCUUUCAGGGUCCGUUCGUGUUCACCGUACGUGCCGACACCGCCUAUUGUGGAGCCGCCAAGAACGGUCACAACUGUCACGCGUUCGCCAUGUAA
Caenorhabditis sp. 36 PRJEB53466 is the source of this 570-nucleotide messenger RNA. The record is from the annotation of a GenBank genome assembly. Lineage: Eukaryota; Metazoa; Nematoda; Chromadorea; Rhabditida; Rhabditidae.